Cyclocybe aegerita is the source of this 1002-nucleotide messenger RNA. Lineage: Eukaryota; Fungi; Basidiomycota; Agaricomycetes; Agaricales; Hemipholiotaceae. The record is from the annotation of a GenBank genome assembly.
AUGGCCAAAGGCAAGCAAGCGAGUAAGCGCAAAGCAGAAGAGACGGAGGAGUCAGACCACGAAGAACAGGCCCCAAAGCCAGCCCGUAAAACAAAGAAGGCUCGAAAGGAGGCAUCUCAGGCAGAAUCAGCCGUUGACAAUACACAACCGACGAACAAGGAACUGCCUGAGGUUAUCGAAUUCCCAGCGCGGACACCUAACACCUUCAGGUUGGCCAGUUGGAACGUUUCUGGUUUACAGGCCAGUCAAAAGAAGGGUUUCCACAGAUACAUAGAGGCAGAGGAUCCGGAUGUCAUUGUUAUUACUGAAACGAAGAUGAAUCAAAAACCAGAACUUGAAGCUCUAGAAAAGAGAUUCCCUCAUCAGUACUGGACUUUCUCGACGAAGAAGGGGUAUGCCGGAACUGCCGUCCUUUCCAAGGAGAAGCCACUGACUGUUGAGGAGACAAUUCCCAAUUAUCCUGAUGCCGAAGAGAUCAAAGGACGUAUCGUGACCUUGGAAUUCAAGACCUGUUAUUUCGUUGGCACCUACGUUGUAAAUGCUGGUGUCAACCUCAAAUUCAUGGAGGCGAAAGAAACGUGGAUGAAAUCUUUCUUCCCAUACCUUACCGAACUCGAUAUGAAAAAGCCCGUCAUUUGGGCCGGUGACCUCAACGUUGCACCCACCGCGUUAGAUCUCGCAAACCCAAAGCCCAACUGGAACAAAACACCUGGCUACACAGAGGCCGAAACAUCGGGCUUCAAGAACUUCCUUAAUCCACCAGGCGAUCCCAAAGCGCCUAAAUUUGUUGACCUCUGGAGGAAUCUCCACCCGGAAGAGCGCUCGUACACCUACUUCUCCUAUAGAUUCAACUGCCGCAGUAAAGGGAUCGGAUGGAGGAUAGAUGGCUUCGUCUUGAGUGAACGCCUUGCAAGCCGUGUCAAAAUGUGUGAAAUUCGUGGUGAAAUCUACGGAGCCUCGGACCACCUUCCAGUGGUUAUGGAAAUAGAAGGAGAGCUCUGA